This is a messenger RNA of Peronospora farinosa, 1365 nucleotides long. The record is from the annotation of a GenBank genome assembly. NCBI's taxonomy places the organism in Eukaryota, Oomycota, Peronosporomycetes, Peronosporales, Peronosporaceae.
AUGAAGAUCGAGGAAGUGCAGUCGACGGCCAAGGCACAGCGCAUCGCGUCCCAUACGCAUGUAAAAGGUUUGGGUCUCAAAGAAGAUGGAACGGCAUUGCCCAUUGGAUCGGGUCUUGUGGGUCAGGAGAAGGCUCGAGAGGCUGCGGGACUCACGGUAGAGCUCAUCAAGUCUAAAAAGAUGGCUGGACGGGCGUUACUACUUGCUGGAGCACCGGGAACUGGCAAGACAGCAAUGGCAUUGGGUAUUUCUCAAGAACUGGGACCUAAAGUACCGUUCUGUCCCAUGGUUGGGUCGGAAGUGUACUCGUCCGAGGUAAAGAAGACGGAGAUUUUGAUGGAAAAUUUUCGUCGUGCUAUUGGACUCCGAAUCAAGGAGACCAAGGAAGUGUACGAAGGAGAAGUGACCGAGAUGACUCCAGAAGAGACAGAGAAUCCUCUUGGAGGAUAUGGCAAGACCAUUUCUCAUGUUAUUGUGGGACUUAAGACUACAAAAGGCUCGAAGCAACUGAGACUCGACCCUAGUAUCUAUGAGUCACUUCAGAAGGAAAAAGUGUCCGUUGGAGACGUCAUCUAUAUUGAAGCUAACAAUGGUAGCGUUAAGCGUGUUGGCCGCUCGGAUGCAUAUGCCACGGAAUACGAUCUGGAAGCAGAAGAGUACGUGCCUAUUCCCAAGGGCGACGUUCACAAAAAGAAGGAACUGAUUCAGGACGUAACACUUCAUGAUCUCGAUAUUGCUAAUGCACGUCCGCAAGGUGGACAGGAUAUCAUGUCCAUGAUGGGACAGAUGAUGAAGCCUAAGAAGACGGAAAUUACCGAGAAAUUGCGGACAGAGAUAAACAAAGUCGUCAACAGAUAUAUUGAUCAAGGUGUUGCAGAACUUGUACCGGGCGUGCUGUUCGUCGAUGAGGUUCACAUGCUGGACAUUGAGUGCUUUACGUACUUGAAUCGCGCGCUUGAGUCGACUUUAGCUCCGAUCGUUGUGUUUGCCACUAACCGUGGUGUCUGCCAGAUCCGUGGCACUGAUAUUUCGUCUCCUCACGGCGUGCCACUUGAUCUGCUGGACCGUAUGCUCAUCAUCCGCACAAUGCCCUACUCGGUGGAAGAAAUGGUGCAGAUCAUUAAGAUUCGUGCUGAAGUUGAAGGGAUCAAACUCAUGGACGACGCUAUAGUAAGAUUGGGCGAGAUCGGCUCACAAACGUCGCUGCGAUACAGUGUUCAAUUGCUAACGCCCUCCAGGAUCCUCGCAGAGACUCAAGGACGCUCGGAAGUGUCCGUAGACGACAUUGAGGAGACGAAUGAUCUAUUCAGCGACGCCAAGCGCUCGGCGCUAGCGCUUUCGCAGACCGAAGGAUACCUUAUGUAA